Brassica oleracea var. oleracea is the source of this 1454-nucleotide messenger RNA. RefSeq lists its product as uncharacterized. NCBI's taxonomy places the organism in Eukaryota, Viridiplantae, Streptophyta, Magnoliopsida, Brassicales, Brassicaceae. The transcript is spliced from 3 exons. The coding region runs from base 123 to 1319 and encodes 398 amino acids. The record is from RefSeq and is a predicted model, not a curated record.
UACGUUGGGAAAUUUUCAAAAAAAUUGCUCUUCUCACUGUUCCAUUUUUCUAUCAAAAUAAAUUAAAUUCAAGUUUGAUUCUGAAUCACUCACUCUGGGGUUCAGACUCAUCUUUAUAGCAAAUGGGUUGUUGUCUCAGCAAGAAACCUUCUCCGAUCCCUCUCUCCAGUGGUGAUGUUAAAUCCCCAGACCCAGUCAAACCCGAUGUUAAUAAACCCACUAAACCGGUGAUUGAGCUGCCGGUUAAACCGGCGAUCGAGAGUCCUUAUCCAGCAGUGGAAGAAGCCAAACCAAUUAUAUCCGAGAAGGUAGAGAAAGAAGAAGAGAAUGCUACAAGUAAGGAUGUUUCAGCUUCUGUAGCGGUGGAGAAGUCAUCCGUGAGGACCUCAAGCUGUACGAAAGAAGAAGUUGACGCGAUACUGAUCCAAUGCGGGAAGCUAAGUCGGAGCAACUCCAAAACAAGAAGAUACUCUGGCUCAAAGAGAAGCUUCGAUUUUGACCAGAACGAGAGGACACGUGGCGGCGGCGGCGGAGAAGUGGAAGGGGAGGAGGAGAGAAGGAAGACGACGCCUCAAAGGAAUCGUGACCGUGGAGGAGUAGAGCGAGCGAACGGUUCGCCUCGCGAGAGGAGAAGACGAACUCCAAGCAGAGAAAGAGAAAGAGGCGGCGCCGCCGGUGGAAGCAGACGGGUGAGCAGGUCUCCCGCAAAACGAUCAGAGGCGAUAAACCCUAGUGGCAAUUUAGUAAUUUCGAGCAACAUUAAGUUUGUUACAGUUCCCGCCACGGACCCCUCGAGUAAACGAGUCACUGUUAAGAGGAGCAUCGGAGAAGCUUGUAGAACCGCUGCGAUGAGUAAUGUUCAGCCUCCUCCUCGGAGAAAGCCACUGGGAGUAAUCGAUCAGAACGCGACAAAAGGAGACAAGAAGAAGAAGAUGAUAAAGAGAGAGAACGAAGAUAAGAGACCACAAGUGAUAAGCAGAAGCAGAUCGCUGAGGAGAUCACGGGACUUCGAUCUCAGUCCAGAGACAUUGUUGUUGCAAUCAAGCGAAGAAGACAAGAGCAGUUACACCGCGCUGUUGCUGAAAGACAUUAAGGAUCCGUUUAGUCGUCUUCCGUCUUGUGUUACUAAAGCUUGCUCCAUUGUCGAAGCAGUGGCGGAUCUUAACUCCACCAGCUCUGACUUGAACCGGUUUAGAUUCACAUCUACUGUGAAGAAAGUGGAUUUGGUAGAACCGAGAUUUGAGAAGUAUGUGACUGUGAAGAGAGGUUGUUGUUCGUUGGAGGAGCAAGAAUCAUGUGGUAGCAACAAUCUUACGUGACCAGAGUUCGAUUUCUCAGGCAACAACUCUACUCUCUGUGUUGUUGCAGUUUCAAGCUUUAGUUUAAUUCUUUUUGUUUAUUGUAUUGCCCCUCCCCCCAUGUUUUCAUUCACUUCAAUCGAAUCUUUUCUUCAA